This is a messenger RNA of Mugil cephalus (flathead mullet), 2676 nucleotides long. RefSeq names its product ankyrin repeat and SOCS box containing 15b (gene asb15b). NCBI's taxonomy places the organism in Eukaryota, Metazoa, Chordata, Actinopteri, Mugiliformes, Mugilidae. Gene Ontology annotation, molecular function: protein binding. The transcript has 14 exons. Gene Ontology annotation, cellular component: cytoplasm. The record is from RefSeq and is a predicted model, not a curated record. The coding region runs from base 94 to 1845 and encodes 583 amino acids. Gene Ontology annotation, biological process: intracellular signal transduction.
UAAAUAUAACCCAGACGGCUCAGAACUCCUCAAAACAAAAACACACGUGCUGCACGCCGGACAGCUGAAGGGCACUCAUUCAGAUCAACAGAGAUGGAUGACUUCGAACAGGAAGACGUAAACGAAGACCUGAUUGAGUUUGCCAUUCAAGAGAGCAUUCGAGAUGCCCACAAGCGCUCGGAACAAACGAACAGGAAAGAGCCAAACAGCGAGGAUUUUGUGAAGAUUAUGUCGGCCAUUCACAAAGGUGACGCUGAAGCGCUACGGGAGUUGUCAGGUAGAGUUUCUGCCUUCACGGAGAGCGACAGCAGGGGCUGGCAGCCUCUGCACGCAGCGGCUGUGCAGCCACAGCAGGAGAUCCUGCACGUGGUGCUGCAAGUGUUGACAUCCAGAGACGUGACCCUGGAGGAGCAGACCGAGGAUGGGGACACGGCUCUGACUCUGGCAGCUGGGGCCGGCCAAGUUGAGAACGUCAGCAUGCUGCUGCAGCACGGAGCGUCGCCACAUAAUACCAACGGCAGGAAUGAAUCUCCUCUGCUCCUCGCGGUGAGACUGAGCUCAUAUGACAUGGUUUUAUCGCUCAUCAUGGGUGGGGCCUUCGUGGGGCAGGUGUGUCUCACCAAGUGGACGGCCACCCACGAAGCUGCAAAGGUGGGCUGCCCGGCGAUCCUGAUGCUGCUGCUUCGCCAUGGAGCCAAAGUGACGGCCAGAGACGGUCAUGGUGUGACACCCCUGGGGGUGGCAGCUGAACAUGGCCACGCUGAGGCUUUGGACGCACUCAUACAGCAUGGGGGUGAUGUGAAUGCCCAGGCCAGCAAUGGAGACACGGUUCUGUAUGAUGCGUCUGGAUCUGGAAACUUGGACUGCAUCAAGCUGCUUCUGCAGCACGGAGCCAACCCGAAUGUAGCCAGCUAUGCCUGCCAGCUGCCCAUCCACAGAGCCGCCUAUGAAGGACACAUACUAGUCCUGAGGACUCUCAUCCCCAUCACCACCAAGAGAGCGAUCCGUCUCUCAGGGCAAAGCCCCGUCCACUCCGCGGCAGACGGGGGUCAGGCCGAAUGUCUAGAGCUACUUAUCCAGAGAGGUUAUGAUGUCAACGCCCUGCUAGACACGCACAUCUCUGAGAACUACGGGGACCUCAGGAAGUCUCCUCUGUACUUCGCUGUUUGCAACAGUGAUUUGACCUGUGCUGAGAUGUUGCUGGCAGCUGGAGCAAAAACUGACCUGGACCCACUGCGCUGCAUCCUGGUCGCUGUACGAGCUGAGAGGUACGAGCUGGUGCAGCUGCUGCUCUCAUACGGGGCAGAAGUGAACUGUUAUUUCAGAGUGAUCAGCAACACGGUGUUCCCCACAGCCCUGCAGUACUGCCUCAGAGACAACGUCAUGCUGCGACUGCUGCUCAACAGUGGAUAUCACGCUUACAAGUGUUUUCAGUGCUGCCACGGUGACAGUGAGGAAAUGGAAAGCAGCUGGACUGACCCCCAUAACCAAGCAUACCGGAUUUACAGUCGACCUAAGGUCAUCUCAUUCUGCGAGUUUGUGUCGGUGUCGUGGCUGGCACAUGUGGUGGGCAGCGUUGUGAGGAUGCUUCUGGACUACGUCAACCACGUCAGCAUCUGCUGUGACCUCAGACGCGUCCUGGAGAUGAGGCCGGAGUGGGAUGAGAUUUCUGACAUACUGAGCAAGCCCCGGUCUCUGCAGCACUUGUGUCGACUGGUAAUCAGGAGUCGAAUGAGCCUCAGGAUGCUGAACAACCCUGAAGCUAUGGCCGCUGCUCCUUUUCCUCCUAGACUGAAAAACUACCUGACCUACCGAGAGUACGACCUGUACGGCGAUCUCUCGUGAAGCACAUUUUAACUGUACCUGUGACUGAAACACAAAUUUAGCCAGUGCUUAUUUUAAUACAUCUCAUUUCCUUUUUUCCUCAAACAGAUGGUGUAUUUUAUGCCAUCUGUGCAAGCUCCGUGCCGCCGUAUGGUCACUUCUAUCAUUCUAUUUGUGUGUGGACUUGUAAAAAUGCCAUUAAUACAAGUAAGAAAAUAAAUAAAUAUGCAUGUUUACUUUUAGAAAGAGACGUCUCACAAACAAACUGCCACACCUGUGUUUUCACUUGUCGCUAACUAGGAAAUCUGAUGAGGUCACUACACUAUGUGAAUCAGUCAGCGGGAUUCAGGUGAGCAUCGUCACACCAAAAAAGACACUUAACCCUUUGAUGGCCUUCCGAUUGGUCCGCUGACAACCAAUCAGAGGGCCCUUACUUUUGCUGGAUUAGACAAACGAUAGCAACAUGUUCAUUCCCAUAGAAGAUGCCGAAAACCUGUAAUAAUAGUCUAAAGAUGAUGUGGAUGUAAGCUAGCUUGGCAGACAUUGAAAAAACGACUAGUCUUCUAACUUUUUUUCAGGUGUAUGAUUAUUUCCAUCAGUGUGCUGAUGUUUCUCAUGUUUCUUACGUGUGUUGAAGAAUCACAAUUGGUCAGGUUAGUGGUGUAAUUAAUGUUAAGUACAGCACCGUUUGGCAAAUGAAGUGAAAACACCAGUGUUGACGGACAAUAUCAUUCUCACUUUAUGUUGUAUUUACGUGUGCACAGUAAGUAAUACUGUGACUGAAACAUAGCAGUACAUUUAUUUUUGAUAAAGACUGUUAUUUUGAAAAACCAGCCUGUGUCUUUGGAUCUG